Molecule: messenger RNA, 4430 nt
Organism: Bicyclus anynana (squinting bush brown)
Lineage: Eukaryota; Metazoa; Arthropoda; Insecta; Lepidoptera; Nymphalidae
Product: sorting nexin-4
Exons: 10
Coding region: 114-1373 (419 amino acids)
Biological process (GO): protein transport
Molecular function (GO): phosphatidylinositol binding
Source: RefSeq, a predicted model, not a curated record
UGACAAGUGCAAUUAAUUUGCAAAUUCGAAGAUUGCUCAUUGCUGGUUGAACAUCAAAGUUUUGAAUAUUUUCACAUAUUUUCUUCUGUAAAUAAACAAAAUUUAUUGUGAAGAUGUCGACCGAAGACUCGCCGAUAAAAUUGUCGAGGUCUCCAACUAAAAUAGAGACCGUGGAGGACUUCGAAAGUCAAGAUACUCUACUAAAACAUGUUGAUAUAUCGAUUGUGGAGUCGGAGAAACGCGCUAACGGAACGUUGCAUGUGCGAGAUCAUUACACUGUUUACUUGAUUGAUUUGAAAGUGACAGAUCCAGAUUACAAAAUGGUCCAGUCAAAGAUAAGCACAAUAUGGAGAAGAUACACAGAGUUUGAACAGAUACAUGAUUAUCUACAAGUUACGUAUCCACAUGUUGUCAUUCCUCCACUGCCAGAGAAAAGGGUACUAUACGCAUGGCGUAAAUCGGAUACAACUGAUCCAGAGUUCGUAGAGAGGAGACGGGCAGGGCUGGAGAACUUCCUCCUGCGUGUUGCAUCUCACCCACGGCUGUGCUUCGACGACCAGUUCAUCAAUUUUCUACAGCAGGAGCAUGGCUGGAGAGAGACUAUCACAGAUAGUGGAUACCUACUGCAAGCUGAGAACAAACUAAAGUCACUGUCAGUGUCCAUCAGACUCAAGAAGCCAGAUGCAGAAAUUGAAGGUGUGAAAACUUACGGCAAACAACUGGAAACCAAUUUAGGAAAUUUCUUAUACACAAGAUCAAAAAUAAUAGAGAAGAACUAUGCAUUGUGCAAACUGCAUGCGAAUUAUGGAAAGCUGUUUAGUGAAUGGAGUGUCAUUGAGAAGGAAAUGGGCGAUGGAUUGCAGAAAGCUGGACAUUAUUUUGAUUCAAUAGCAGAUUCUAUAGAAUCAGUGGCGGAAGACGAGGAACAGUUGGCAGAUCAGCUCAAGGAGUAUCUGUUCUACGCGGCCGCGCUGCAGCAGCUGUGCGCCAACCACGAGGCGCUGCAGCGGGCGCUGGAGAAUGCGCACGACGCGCUCAACAACCGGAUAGCGGAGCGCAACCGCGCGGCGGCGGGCAAGUCGGGGCUGAUGUCGCGACUGUUCGGCACCACCGACCCCGACAUCGUGCGCGACCAGAGCACGCGCGCGCUCGACGCCAAGAUACUCGCCGACAGGGACAACAUCGAGAAAGCUAAGCGGGAUCUGGAGGAUUUCACAAGAAAGACUUCUGUGGAAAUCGAAUAUUUCCAAAAGCAAAAAGACAAGGACUUGCACGAAUCACUCGUCGGUUUCAUCACUCUACAAGUCAAAGCCGCGAAAAAGAACUUGCAAGCGUGGACACAAAUCAAGGAAUGCCUUCAGAACAUGCCUUGAACGGUCAAAAUAAACAGCUGAACACCAAAUUACCUGCAAAUGUUUGUAUGAUUGCCAUUGAUAUAUAAAACCAGAGAUAUACAAAAUGGCUUAAUCAUCCAUCAUCAUGCAAAUUUAUACUUUUACAUUUCCAAUGUAAAUAGUUUAGUUUUUCGUUUUGUAUUGGAAUACUAAAUGUAAAACAGCUAUUUGUAAUUUUUUUUAAUAAUUCUUCAAAAAAACAUCUCUAACGUUGGAUCGAUAAUAAUGUUAGAAAUUAUAUUAUUAUAGCAUAGGUACAUUCCAAAAGCUAUUUUGUAUUUAGUGAAUAGAAGAUUUAUAGUAUUUGAUAUAUAAUUCAAAAUGCCUGAUUAUAUAAAAAAAAUAAUAAAUAUAUAAAAUGCUUGAUAAAAUACAAAAUUAUUUAUAGUAUUUGAUAUAAAAUAAUAAUAAAUUAAAGCCACAAAUCACAUAUCUGUGUAAACCCUUCGAGAUUUGUAAGAAAUUAUUUUUUAUUAUAACCAAGUUUAAUUAGGGCUUUAUACAUAGUUUAGAAGUAAACAUACAAUGUUUUUUUGUGAAAUACAAGAGAGCUUUCGCUUGUUUGGCCUUAUGUGUGUAUCUUCGAGUUUUAUAUAUCAAUGAUUAUUACCUACUAUUUAAGGGCAUCAACACGUUUUUAUAUUAUCACCUUUUUGAAUAGAUACUGCCUAUAUUGUGGAAUUUUAAAUACUUUCGUUUUGGCUAUACAUAUUAUAAGUAGAAAUGUGAACAAAUUUGAGAUAUUUAAGCUUUUUUCCGUCUACUUCAAUGAUAAUUUUGCUCCGUGUUGCUUUAUAUUUUAAAUUCGUUUCCCGAUUUGGAUUAUUUUAGGGUUUAAUAUUUUUUUAAAUUGACCAGGGUCUGGUUUGGUAUUAAUUAGGUCACCAGCCGUGGCUAGUUUAAACUUUAGGCUAACUUAAAACUUUGCGUAAAAUUAAUUAACAGAAACUUUAGUUUAAGUUUUAGUUAGAUUUGAUAGACAAUUUUUAUUUCUAUUUAUUGGCUGGUGGGAGGCUACGGCUAGUUAUCGGCAAAGAUGUACCCUCAAGCGAAUUAGCGUUCCGGUACGAUAUUGUGUAGAAAACUUGUAAAGAAUUAUAAAAAAAGUAUUCCUUGUAUAGAAAGUCACGCAAGUGAUCCGAAUCGUACGGAUCGCACGAGUCUACCGUAAAAUUUUAAAAUCCAUUUGAUACGUACGAUGCGGAUACGUGGACGCCUACCAUAAAUCUUCAGUAGCUCUGCUAACCAGUAUUUGCAACACGGAAAAAUAGUUAUUGAUGUAGACUCUUAAGAUGGCGCUAGGAGUGACGUCACAGGAAUCUGAUAUGCAAGGCAAUGCUGCCUUCAAUUUCUCUAUGUUAUACUCCGCGCCACAAAAUAAGUCCCAUAGACGCGGCGCUAAUGUCUUAAUGGCGCCCAUUGCCAUUUGGUAAUGGCGGUCUUAUUGUCAUUUAUGUAAGGCGCUGUCAAUUUUAGUUCCGGUUUUAGCCGCGGGACUUCUUUAGUGGCGCGGACUCUACUUUAUUUAUAAUUAUUAUGUGUUUAGAUAGCAAAAUAUUGAUUAUACCAAGAACCUACUUAUAUUUUUAUUUUAAAUAGUGCGUUCAUUAUUUGGUGGCGAAAUUAUUUGUUUUCAUGUAGUUUUGUUAACAUGAAGGCACGUGCUGAGAUUUUAUCUUAUGUGGAAAUGCUGGUAUAAAAAUUAGUUUGUGUUAUUCAAAACUAUAAUCUACCUCAUUUUCAAGUUUCAUCCAGAUUUGUUCAGCCAUUUUGGAGAUAGGCAUGUAUAGUUUAACUAACUUUCACUAUUAAGUUAUAAAUAUUACUAUACAGGUUGUUUGGGAGUUAUUUUGCCCAUAACUCUAUGGUUAUAUUAUGUAACAAAAAUUAAUUCAAGAUAUUCAAGGAAUAUGAUUUCUAAAAUGAAUAUUUUUAGAGUAAAUAAUAUUUCUUUUGUAAAUAAAUCUUAAAAUGUGUCUUGUUAUAAGAAUGCGUAUAAGGAUACGCAUUCUUAUAACAAUGACGUCUUUAUAUUUUAAAAUGUAACGUUUUUUUAAUUCUUUACAAGUUAGCCCUUGAUUACAAUAUCGGUAGGGUGGUAACUAGUCACGGUCGAAGCCUCCACCAGCCAGACCUGGAUCAAGAAAACUUCAAUCAGCCCAGACGGGGAUCGAACCCCCGUCCGACUUCCGUCUUGUAAAUCCACUGCGCAUGCCACUGCGCCACGGAGGUUAGCUUUAGGUGUGUGUGUGUUACAUGGAUAGUCGGUAUUAUUUGAAUUACUUUGUACUGAAACAUAUUUUUUUAUAGUUAAUAAAAUAUUAGUUAUGCAGUUCGGUUCCGAUAUGCAAUGGUCUCAUGAAUACUUUGAAGUUAUGGGAAAUUCUCCCGAGCACCCUGUAUAUUUUCAGAAAAAAUAGGUUUCUUGCAAUAAAAAAAUCAGCCAUUACUGGGUUUUGAAUGGCAUUUAAACUAACUAGCCAAUCGGUAGCCAGUUCUGUCACUACUAGCGUCAUAUUAAGCCGGAUUUAUAUUUGUCUGACGUGUCGUGUCGCGACGCAUCAGAACAGAAUCGGUAUCAUACAUUUUGUAUGGUAACGUUUACACUUAUGUGUUGUGACAUGUCUUGAUGGCUUCUGAUCAAAUAAAAAAAUCAGCCAUUACUGUGUUUUGAAUGGCAUUUAAACUAACUAGCCAAUCGGUAGCCAGUUCUGUCACUACUAGCGUCGUCUUAAGCCGGAUUUAUAUUUGUCUGGCGUGUCGUGUUGUGACGCAUCAGAACAGAAUCGAUUUCAUACAUUUUGUAUGAUCAGAAGCCAUCACGACAUGUCACAACACAUAAGUGUAAACGUUACCAUACAAAAUGUAUGACACCGAUUCUGUUCUGAUGCGUCGCGACACGACACGUCAGAUAAAUGUAAAUCCGCCUUUACUUUUGUUUAUUAGUACAAGUCGUUUUACCUACACUGUACAGUUUGAACAUGUAAAUUUUUAUAUUAUAAAAACUAUUUAAAUAUAAAAUACUCGUUUAUUUAA